Molecule: messenger RNA, 3795 nt
Organism: Mugil cephalus (flathead mullet)
Lineage: Eukaryota; Metazoa; Chordata; Actinopteri; Mugiliformes; Mugilidae
Gene: rgs9b
Product: regulator of G protein signaling 9b
Exons: 19
Coding region: 121-2100 (659 amino acids)
Biological process (GO): regulation of G protein-coupled receptor signaling pathway; G protein-coupled receptor signaling pathway; intracellular signal transduction
Source: RefSeq, a predicted model, not a curated record
CGAUCAUUGCACUUCCCCUCAAGCAUCCCCACACGACACAGGGCUCACAGGCGGCAGCAGUAUUGAAUGUGUGAGUGAGUGUGUGUGAGAGAGAGGGAGAGUGCACAGCAUCACUAAAAUAUGACCAUUAGAAACGCUAUCCGGGAUCAUGGACAGAGGUACCGACCACGGAUGGCUUGCCUCAAGAAGGCGGAGAAGGUGCUGCUGGAGAUGCAGGACCCCAGAACGGGAGUCAAGUCUCAGCCGCAGAGACUGGUCAUCACAACGAUACCACACGCCAUCACCGGCGAAGACAUAAUUGUGUGGCUGGUGGACAGAUUCCAAGUAGACGCGCAAGAGGCGAGGAGUUUUGGCUCCACGCUCGUGGCGCUGGGAUACAUCUACCCUCUGCAGGACCACAAGCGUUUAGUGAUCAAGCCAGAUGUGUCCCUGUAUCGCUUCCAGACACCAUAUUUCUGGCCCACGCAGCAGUGGCCUGUCGAGGACACAGAUUAUGCAAUCUACCUGGCGAAAAAGAACAUACGUAAGAAAGGGAUCCUGGAAAUCCACGAGCAGGAGCAGUACAACCGUCUUCACAAGUGGAUGAAUCAUAAAUGGGACUUCAUAGUGAUGCAAGCCAAGGAGCAGUACAGAGCUGCAAAGGAGAGGAAGAAGCCGGACCGUGUGGUGUUUGACUGUCAGGAGAGAGCCUACUGGGUGGUUCACAGACCUCCGCCGGGGACAGUGAGCGGCAUGGACUACGGCCUGGAGCGGCGAAUCGAUCCCAACGCGGACGAGACAAAAACACCUGACUUCUACGAGAGAAUCAUGAUCUUCACCCAGCAGUCCAUCAUGAGGCCCCGAGUGAAGUCAUCUGUGUCCAUCGGAGCACUGGUGAAAUACUGCACCACCUACUACGGCCACGACCCCUUCCUCUCCAAGUGUCUCCCCAGUAACCCCUGGCAAACUGACGACCCCACGUACUGGACCUUGAACAUGCCCAAUGUGGAAAUACCAACUAAAAUGCGGGUGGAGAGGUGGGCGUUCAGCUUCGGAGAGCUUCUCGCCGACCCCAGAGGACGAGAUGAUUUCAGACUCUUCCUGAAGAAAGAAUUCAGCAGUGAGAACUUGGCAUUCUGGGAAAGCUGCGAGGAUCUGAAGUGGGGCACUGCAGCAACGAUGAAAGAGAAAGCAGAGCAGAUUUAUAAGACCUUCCUGGCGCGAGGCGCACCGCGGUGGAUCAACAUCGACGGAAAGACGAUGGAGAUCACGGUGAAAGGCCUGAAGCACCCUCACAGAUACGUGCUGGACGCAGCCCAGACUCACAUCUACAUGCUCAUGAAGAAGGACAAGUACGGGCGCUACGCUAAAUCUCCGCAGUAUAAGGAGACGUGGAAAAAGGCCAUCAGCCCCGACGAGCACAAGUUCAGUGACUCACAGUUGGAGCAGAACGCCAGGAACAGGCGGCCCAGCCUCAGCCCCAUCGUCCUCCGGCAGAUGGAGGAGGAGCAGAGGGCCAAGAUGGCCGCCAACGCCCCCGUCGACAUCACGCAGCUGUGCCGCUUCACCACUCCCGUCCCCCACCUCGCCGUCUACUCUGGCAUCACCGACUCCCCCUCUGCCAACGCCUCGCCCUCGUUCCCUUUCCUGUCCCACACCCCGGCCUGUCCGUCCCCCAUCAGCGUGGCCAUAGACAGCAACUCGGCCUCUGAGCGCCGGGCUGAAGGCGGCGAAGAGGACGGCGAGGGGAAACCCGAGGCCCGCGGCCCCCCGGGAGCAAACAUCUCCAAAUCCCGCGUGGCGCUGUCCCUGCGGCGUUUCCUGAAGCGAGGCUGCGCGCCCUCGGCCAUGUUCGCCAGCCUGUCGCCGAAGUGCCACUCAGCGGCCGGGACGAGCAGCCGCAUCCAGCCGAUCAGCCCGGAUGAGCCCAGCCACGCUCCGCCCAGGAGGAUCGGCAAUUUUUUCCAGAUAAAAGUGGACAUUCCCCCAGAGUGCCGCAUCUACCCGAUAGACUCUGAGGACGAGGAUGAGGAGAACAGGUCUGCCUCUAGAGGAGGAGUGGGAGCCAAAGAGAUCAUUUGCCCCUGGGAGAGCCUCACUCCACAGAACGGGACGGGCUAAUGUGUGUGGUGGUUUAUACAGGUGGCCACAAAUCUACGGGACCACGCUACAGUGUGAGAUAAAUGUCAAAUCGCUUGAACUAAAGGUCAAAGAACCCUUCGAUGUGGGCCACAAGUAACGGGUCAGACAACUGAACGCCUGUUGGCUUGAAAGAGCCCUGCGUUGAAGAGGUUGAGGUUAUAACCCCCCUCCAAUGUUUCACCAAAGUAUGGUUCAACACACAGUUUUUAUUCCCAGUUAUUUGCACAUGCACCAAUCAGCCACAACAUUAAAACCUCUGACAAGAUAAAGUUAAUAACAUUGACCUUGAUACAAUUCAGUGUUUUCACAGAUACUUGACCAAACUGGUCAAGUGGAUUCGACUUGACCACACUGGUCAAGUAUCUGUGGGAUGAUCCACAGAGGCCCCUCCCUUCAACCCACAGGACCCAACGACUCCCACUAACAACAAUGUGUUGCCAGUAGAGAUGGGAUUUAAAGCUAAGGCCAACCGAUGUUGUGGAUCCGUUCUUUUCAAAGAGCCGUUCCAAAAGACUCGCUUUUUUUGAUAUUUAUUUUUAAGAUGCUAGUCUGGAGGUAACUAUUUUUUAUCUGGGAAAUAAUCAGUAAGUGGAAUGAUGGGGUAAGAUUUAGCUCAGAAUCAUUCAAUCUUAAACAUUGCACCAACAACUCGCAGCAGCGACUUGGUUCCCAUUGGUCAUUCCAAAGAGCCGGUCAAUAGAUUCGAUUCAUUUGCAAACGUCACAACUCUUUCUGAAUAUUGGCUAUUUGGUAUUUUGUAAAAGUCCGUAAAAGCUCCCAGGAAAACACUGAGGACACAUGAAUCCACACCUUUCAAGCCAACAGGCAAAAACCAAAAAAAAAGUUUGACUCUCAAAACAUCGGUUUCUAGUGGAGGUACCCCUUUUACUGCCUUUUACUCCUAACAGGGGCCUCUCUGCAACAGGACAGCAGGGUGCAUGAAGGUUUGAGUGCUCUUGAAACUACUGGAGCUGUAGCUUUCACACGCAAACCUCAUUCUGUACGUGUUAAUGAACUGUAGCCUUAUCCGCUUUCAAACACGUGGGAGAUUUGUUUGAUUUUGUCUCCUGCAAAAAAGACCUUUUAUUAUUAAGAGCCACAACAUCCACGACAGGAAAUAAAUGUGUUAAAUAAACUAUUUUUUUUUUGUGGCUGCCAAGGAGCAUAAGGAACAGCAGCGCAUUAGUGUUUACAGCCUAGAUAUAGUGUUGAGCCAAAGCAGACAGACACCUGUAGACUCUGCUUGUACACAUGUCUGCUGAAGAUGUAUCUCUAUAUUUAUAGAAGUAGAGAAGUGUUCCUGUGCCGCAAAAUAGACUUAGACGUCUCAUCCCCAGCUUACCUCUGACAAGCAGUGUGUGAAAUGACGAAAAUAAGAGCACAUGGACUGCUCCUUAGCUAUUUUUGUUUGCUAAUCAGAUGCACAUAGUUUUGUAUUUGGCUCUACUGUUUUUUGUAACCGUGGUGUGCACUGUGCACUGUUCCGAGCGAGGUGUUAAUAUUUUCCCCUCCUGUGGAGGAGGGACCGUCCAAGUAACUGUCAGAAUGUAUUUAUUGACCAUGUUUACAGAUGCAAGAAUGUGAAAAAUACCUUAAAUUUGUUGUAUUUGAUUUGUACAUUUCAUGGCUUGUGUCAAGUGCCUCAAUAAAUGAUUGUCUUUAAAAAAAAAAAAA